Molecule: messenger RNA, 1146 nt
Organism: Calidris pugnax (ruff)
Lineage: Eukaryota; Metazoa; Chordata; Aves; Charadriiformes; Scolopacidae
Product: E1A-binding protein p400-like
Exons: 9
Coding region: 214-1146 (310 amino acids)
Source: RefSeq, a predicted model, not a curated record
CAGCUUAAGCCAAUUGAAAAGUAUGCAUUGAAUUUCUUGGAAUUGUUUCAUACUUUGAAUGAUCAAGACAGCCAGAAAGUCAACAAGGAUUUAAAAACUGCAAAUGCAAAAUGGGAAUAUCAGCAUGCCAAGGAGCUGAAAAAGGCAGAAGAAAGAUUUCAGCAGGAAGUGAAAGAGGAACUCUUAACGUAUACCAGAGAAGAUGCUUAUAACAUGGAAUUUGUAUGUGAAGGCCCAGAUGGAGAAAUAGAAACAAUGCCUCUUUGGACUCCCCCUGUUGCACCUGAGAAUCAUGAUGAUGUCUACACUGAUUCUGUUACGUGUCUGAUGUACAGUAGUACCCCCAUUCCAGAGUCUGCGCUUCCACCGCUGUCUGUCAGGAGGGCACUUAAGCGGCAGAGAACGGAUCUGUCCUCUUCAAGUGAGAGAAAGAAGCAUUGCCAUAGAAGGAUGGUUGUUCCUCCACCUUCACUUUUUGAGCCUCCAAGAAUAUUGAAAACACAAGAGAAGAGCAAAGCCCACCAGACCCUCCUCUGGCUAAAACAAAAAACAUAUUUUGCAAGACCUUUGUCAGCUCUUACCAAGUCAGCUGCUGACGCUGGGCAGGAUGGUCCUGCAUGGCUAAUUGCUGAAGACUUGGCACUGGUAGAAGCGGUGAAACAGUUACGGAUGCUUCCUUUAAACCUUGCUGUCGUGUCACCAGCACAGACAGUAAACUGGGACUUUGUCAGCGACAUUGUUAAUUCUUGUAACUAUGUUUAUCGCUCCCCAAAGCAAUGCCAACGUCAUUACAUAAAAGCAUUUGCAGGUCCAGAAGCAAAGAACGCAGGUGGUUAUCCUCUUUGUGUUAGACAAGCCUAUGCUAAAGACCAGAAUUCUGAGCGUACUCAAAUCUUUAUGAAUCACUUUGAGUUGAUGACAAUGACUGCUAGAAAAAGAAGUUCCUCAAACAGGUUUCUUGCAGACAACUGUGACAAACUACUGCCUGUGUCUGAAGUUGUUUCCAUCUGCACGGAGCCUACGAUGAUGCAGGAAAAGAUACCUUCUAAUUACCCUUUUCCUGUAAAGACAAUGGGAAAGGCUGGGAACAAGGGAAAAUUACCAGGUUUUUUUGGAAGACUGAAAAUUGUUCAGUAUGGGUUUUGA